Caenorhabditis remanei is the source of this 753-nucleotide messenger RNA. RefSeq lists its product as uncharacterized. The record is from RefSeq and is a predicted model, not a curated record. Lineage: Eukaryota; Metazoa; Nematoda; Chromadorea; Rhabditida; Rhabditidae. Bases 1 to 753 code for a protein of 250 amino acids. The transcript has 3 exons.
AUGCUCUUCAUUUUCUCUUUCCUUUUGGUUCCAUUCACCGCCAACGCAGCAAUCACUGGAGACUUGAAUUGCACCACUUACAACGGAACAUCGUUCGUCUACACCCCAGCUGCCGUUGCCUGCUCCAACACAAUCUCCGACGCUGCGUGUGAAGUUCUCUAUGCUGACCCUGAUACCACUGCCGGGUAUCCAUCUGCUGGAACUGAUGCUGAAAGACCACUUGCUUGCUAUACAACGGCUUCUGCCACACCAGCAUCAAUUGUACAAGACAUGAAAACCGCUGCCUUGGAAACUUGUCCAAAAACUUGUGGAUUGUGCUGUCAGACUGAUGCCUAUAGCUGUCCGAAUGUUGCUUACCCACGUCUUGACUGUAACACCAUCACCACCGCUCAAUGCAACUCUAUCAUCUGGAGAUCAAUCAUCGCCACUGAUUGCCCUUCCGCAUGUGGAUUCUGUAACGAAGGUGGAUGCGUUGACGCCGUUGUCGAUUGUGCCACCGAUAUCUCCAUCUGCACCACCGUCGGAAUGCAAGACUUUGUCAACACCUACUGUCAAAGAACAUGCGGAAGAUGCCCAUCAUCUACUACCGCUUCGUCAAGCUCCACUGCCUCAUCUUCCUCCACCUGCACAUCUUACAAUGCUGAUAGUUCUUCUCACUGUGCUAACUGGGCCGCCAAUGGUUACUGUACCAACACCUUCUACACCAGUGCUCAACGCAAGGCAUACUGUGCUUCAACUUGCAAGAUUUGCUAA